AAAUUUCACAAAAUCAAAACAAACCCUUCACUUAAAUUCUUCGUUUGAAUAAGCUGAUUUCUCUCUCAAGCUCUCUAAUCUCUCUUUCUCAAGCUCUCUAAUCUCCAUCUCUCUCACAAAGAACACAAAGUUAUUAGGGUUUAGGAUUAAGAAGCGUCUUCAAGAUGUUCUUCAGAUCUAGAUCACCAUCACCAGCGAAUUCUCCAUUAAGAAGUAGGGCCAAUACUCCAACUUCUUCUCCACACCGGACUUUUAACGACUCGUUAAUGGAAGAGAACAUCGAAGUGGCUCAGUCCCUAUUCGAUAGAUGGGAAUCAAACAACGCCGCUUCUCUUUUUACCGGCGACCGCCAAGAGGCCAGGCAGUACCUUCACACCGUUAAGGACUUACAGUCGGCCAUGCACCAUUUCAUCGCCCAGACUUCUGCUUCGGAGAAGCUCAUCAAGGCUCAGAAUCUGAUGGAAACCGCCAUGAAGAGGCUCCAGAAAGAGUUUUACCAGAUUUUGUCUUCUAAUCGGCAGUACUUGGAUCCGGAAUCGGUUUCGAGCCACUCGUCUCGGGCUUCCACCAUUUCGAGCCUCUCGGACUUUGAGGAUGAGGUGGAGGACGAGUUUAGAGUCACUACUGAGUCUAUUUCGGAAGUGGAGCGGGUUUCCAUGGCGGCCAUGACGGAUUUGAAGUCCAUUGCGGAUUGUAUGAUCUCGGCUGGCUAUGCGAAGGAGUGUGUGAAGGUUUACAAGACGAUACGCAAGUCUAUUGUUGAUGAGGGAUUGUACCAUCUCGGAGUGGAGAAGAUGACCUUUUCUCAGAUCCAGAAAACGGAAUGGGAUGUUAUGGAGAUCAAAAUCAAGAGUUGGCUCAACGCUGUGAGAGUCGCCGUGAAGACAUUAUUUUACGGUGAGAGGAUUCUCUGCGACCACGUCUUCUCUUCGUCGGAAACAAUCAGAGAAUCUUGCUUUUCCGAGAUGUGUGGAGAAGGUGCCAUAAUGCUUUUUGGCUUCCCAGAACUGGUAGCCAAAUCCAAGAAAUCUAUGGAAAAAAUGUUUCGGACUCUUGAUUUGUACCAAGCUAUCUCUGAUCUAUGGCCUGAGAUCGAUUCCAUCUUCAACUACCAUUCGACCUCCGCAGUCCGAUCUCUUGCGGUGAACUCACUCCUCAGGUUAGGCGAAGCCGUACGGACGAUGCUUACUGAUUUCGAGUCGGCAAUACAGAAGGAUUCCUCUAAGACGCCGGUUCCCUCCGGUGGAAUACACCCGCUGACUCGUUACGUCAUGAACUACAUCUCAUUUCUCGGAGAGUACAGCGAGAUACUAUCCGAUAUCGUCGCCGAUUGGCCUUUGGCAGUACAAACGCCGUUGCCGGAAUCUUACUUCGGGAGCUUGGAUACCGAUCCGGAAGGCACAUCAUCCAUCUCCGUGAGGCUUGCUUGGCUCAUUCUAGUUCUUCUUUGCAAGCUCGAUGGGAAAGCCGAGCUUUACAAGGACGUUUCUCUCGCGUACAUUUUUUUGGCGAACAACCUCCAAUACGUCGUCGCUAAGGUUCGAAGCUCAAACCUAAAGUUUCUACUUGGGGACGAAUGGGUGGCCAAGCAUGAAGCCAAGGUGAAACAGUACGUAUCGAACUACGAACGCGUGGGGUGGAGCAAGGUGUUUUCAGCUUUACCCGAAAAUCCGACGGCUGAUAUUACGCCCGAGCAAGCCAGGAACAUCUUCAACAAAUUAAUCCUCAGUUUCGAAGAAGCUUACCGUAAGCAAACGACGUGGGUCGUCCCUGACCAGAAACUCCGAGACGAGAUCAAAGUCUCGGUGGCGAAAAAGUUAGUGACGCCGUACCGGCAGUACUACGAGAUGCAUCGGAGCGCGUUGAUGAGACUUUGCGGUUCGGAUUCAUUGGUCAGAUAUGCCCCUGAGAAUAUAAAUAAUUUCUUGUCUGAUCUCUUCUUUGGGGUUGGAAGCGUAGGGAGUUUUCCGUCAUCUUCCACUUCACCGCCUUCUUCCACACACUCACGUGUUAAGCGUGGCCAUUGAGUGUUUGUCUUGACUCGAGAAGAGGCCGGAGGCCCUGAGGACUGUGUAGGAGUCGUUUGUUCGGAAUGUGUUAUUUCUUUUGUCUUUUGUGAGGAAAAUGGGGGUAUAAUUGUAAAGCGAUAGAGAUAGACAGCAUGCUCCUGUAUAGAAUAUAUUUAUCCCACGUGUGUAUUGAUUUCACACGUGUAAAGUAAAAGAGGAUAAGAACGUUGGUUGGUUGAAAAAAAUGUAAAAGAGAAAAAUUCUUUAAUUUGUUUAUAAUAUCUGAAAAAGUACUCUAUGUCAAAUAAUAGUGGAAUCUGUUGAGCA
Humulus lupulus (European hop) is the source of this 2336-nucleotide messenger RNA. RefSeq names its product exocyst complex component EXO70H1-like. The transcript has a single exon. NCBI's taxonomy places the organism in Eukaryota, Viridiplantae, Streptophyta, Magnoliopsida, Rosales, Cannabaceae. The coding region runs from base 165 to 2027 and encodes 620 amino acids. The record is from RefSeq and is a predicted model, not a curated record. Gene Ontology annotation, molecular function: phosphatidylinositol-4,5-bisphosphate binding. Gene Ontology annotation, biological process: exocytosis. Gene Ontology annotation, cellular component: exocyst.